Molecule: messenger RNA, 3255 nt
Organism: Dendrobium catenatum
Lineage: Eukaryota; Viridiplantae; Streptophyta; Magnoliopsida; Asparagales; Orchidaceae
Exons: 1
Coding region: 1-3255 (1084 amino acids)
Molecular function (GO): nucleic acid binding; RNA-DNA hybrid ribonuclease activity
Source: RefSeq, a predicted model, not a curated record
AUGAUUAAAGACUCCUCCCACCUUUCGGGGAUACGACAGAACGAGGGUGAAUCUCUCAAAGAGUAUUUUCAAAGGUUUUCUACAGAAGCCCGACAAAUUCCAGGGGUAGAUCCCGAAUUGCUACGAGGUGUAUUUCUUGGAGGGCUUCGUCCAGGCCCUUUCUACUCGGCACUUAUGCGAGAAACGGUCCAUUCUUAUGCGGAUUUAAUCCAUCGAGUAGAGGCCCAAAUCACUGUCGACGAAGCCAUCAAUGCUCAUAGGAAGCAAUUCGAGCAAGCAACCGGGAAGCGAAAAAAUCCCCCAGGGACGGAGAAUCCCCCCUCGCAAAGGAAGAAGCAAGGAAAAUACAAUCUUCCUCCUCGACCCUCACAGCCUAGACAAGAAAAAGAGUACACGCCACUUAAUACAUCCCGAGCAAAUGUAUUAAUGGCCAUCCGAGACCAAGAGAGUGUAAAGUGGCCGUACCCUUUAAAGCCUAAUACCGAAAACCAAGAACAGUAUUGUCAUUUCCACCGCAGUCGUGGACACACCACUGAAGCAUGCAGGCAGCUCAAGGAGGAAAUUGAGAGACUGAUCCGACAAGGAUAUCUCCGACAGUUCGUCAAGAAUCCAACAGCUCGAGAAGAAACUGUUCCAACUGGGGGGCAAGAUCAACAAAAACAGUCGACGAACAAUCGCCAGAUGGUCGGCGAAAUUGAAACUAUUGCUGGAGGCCCUUCAACGCCUUGUCAAGUUCUAAUCGCAGAGAACAAGGAGCCACCAACAAAAAAGCUUCAUGUCGAUCACUCCAUCACCUUCAAGGAGUCUGAUCUAGAAGGUGUAAAGACUCCUCAUCAAGACCCACUGGUGAUUAGCGCAGGAAUUGGCGACCCAUGCUACAAUAUUAAAAGGAUCUUGGUAGAUAAUGGAAGCUCAGUAGAUGUUCUAUUCUACUCUACUUUUCUUAGCAUGGGCCUAUCUAGAGAGAAACUCCAGCCUGCUGCCGGUCCACUGUACGGAUUUGACAACCGGCCUGUAAGAGUCGAAGGAACUCUCCCAGUCAUACUUGGAGAAUUCCCCCGUCAAGUUGAGCACCCCAUUAUGUUCAUUGUAGUGAAGUCCGAAUCAGCCUACAAUGCAAUCUUUGGAAGGCCACUCCAAACAAUCUUCGGGGCUGUUGCUUCAAUUCCCCACUUAAAGCUCAAGUUUCCUACCCCAUUGGGGAUCGGAACGAUACGAGGAGAUCAACAAGUAGCACAAUCGUGCUAUCUUAGGAAGGCUCAACCACACUCAUCAGUUACUCUAAGCAUCGAAGACUUCGAUCUUUGGAAUGAAGAUAUCCCUCAAAGGGCCUCCCCUGUAGAAGAUCUUACCUGUGUCUCCCUAUCAGAAGAACAUCCCUCGAUAACAGUACAAAUCGGAUCACUCCUCUCAGAUACAGAGAAAAAUGAAUACGUAGACUUUCUAUGUACAAAUCAAGAUGUAUUUGCAUGGAGUUCGGCUGAUAUGCCCAGCAUUAACCCUGAAGUAAUUAUGCACUCCCUCAAGAUCAACCCAGCGUAUAAACCAGUGAUUCAAAAGAAACGAAACUUCGCCCUAGAAUGUCAGCUGGCAAUCGAACAGGAGGUUGAUAAGCUUUUAAAAGCAAAAUUUAUAAGGGAAGUGCACUACCCAACUUGGCUAGCCAACGUCGUGAUGGUUCGGAAAAUAAGUGGAGCUUGGAGAAUGUGCGUGGACUAUACAGAUCUCAAUAAAGCUUGCCCCAAGGAUAGCUUCCCGCUCCCCCGAAUAGACCAGCUAGUUGACGCCACAUCCAGACAUCAGAUGUUAUGCUUUAUGGAUGCCUACUCCGGAUACAACCAAAUACAAAUGGAUCCUGCCGAUGAGGAGGCAACAUCUUUUCAAACAUAUAAAGGGUUAUAUUGUUACCUGAUAAUGCUAUUCGGGCUCAAAAAUGCAGGGGCAAUUUACCAACGACUUAUGAAAAAGAUUUUUAAGAACCUUAUUGGACGUACAAUGGAAGUCUAUGUGGACGACAUGCUGGUGAAGAGCCUCGAGAAAUCUCAGCAUAUCUCGGAUUUGGAAGAAUGUUUUAGCCUCCUCCGAUCUUACAACAUGCACCUCAACCCCUCUAAAUGUGCAUUUGGAGUCACCUCAGGAAAGUUUCUGGGAUUCAUGGUUACCCACCGAGGGAUUGAGGCCAACCCGGAAAAGAUCAAGGCCCUAAGGGACAUGCUACCCCCCAGAAAUAUCAAAGAAGUUCAGAGACUGAAUGGAAGGAUUGCAGCACUCUCUCGAUUUCUGGCUCGUUCGGGAGAUAAAUAUUUGCCUUUCUUCAAGAUCCUCAGAGGGGCUCGUAGCUUAGGAUUCCAAUGGACUGAUAAAUGCCAAGAGGCUUUUGAACAACUCCGUACUUAUCUAGCUUCACCACCGCUACUCUCAAAGCCAAUUCCAUGGGAAAUUUUGUAUAUGUUCAUGACUGUCUCUUCUCAGGCUAUAAGUUCGGUCUUGGUUCGGAUGGAUGAUUCGAUUCAACGCCCAGUCUAUUACAUCAGCAAGAUACUUUCAGAUGUUGAAAUGCGUUAUCCAUUGGCAGACAAAACAGCCUUAGCAUUAGUCUUCUCAGCCAGGAAGUUACGACCUUAUUUUCAGGCACACGCGAUCAGGGUUUAUACAAACCUACCGCUGAAAAAUAUUCUUCAAAAACCCGAGGCAUCCGGAAGAUUGAUCAAAUGGUCAGUAGAACUUGGAGAGUUCGAUAUACAGUUCCUACCUAGACCCGACAUCAAGUCACAGGUGCUUGCCGAUUUUGUGGUCGAAUGUACUAGCUACACCUCCGAGGGAUCACCUGAUGUGUCUCCAUCCUCCUCCUGCUGGACAUUGUAUAUAGACGGAGCUUCUGGGAGUUCUGGUGCUGACACUGGAAUCUUAUUAAUCUCCCCACAGAAAGCCACACUCGAAUAUAGGCUUAGACUAAAGUUUCCGACAACAAACAAUAUUGCUGAAUAUGAAGCUUUAAUCGCUGGGUUGAGAUUGACGAUUGAUUGCGAAGUCCAAGGCUUAGUGGUUCACACUGAUUCCCAACUGGUUGCUUCUCAAGUAGAAGGGGAAUUCGAUACUCACAAUCCACUCUUGGCUCAAUAUUGCCAGAUAGUUAAAACCUUGUUGGCCCAAAUAGCAAAGCAUCAGGUCAUCCAUAUUCUUCGAGAGCAAAACGCAAGGGCAGACUCUCUCUCCAAGCUAGCAACUUCUACAACGGGAGAUGUUUUUAAAUGA